Pestalotiopsis fici W106-1 is the source of this 1233-nucleotide messenger RNA. RefSeq lists its product as uncharacterized. Gene Ontology annotation, biological process: secondary metabolite biosynthetic process. The record is from RefSeq and is a predicted model, not a curated record. The transcript has 3 exons. Gene Ontology annotation, molecular function: FAD binding. NCBI's taxonomy places the organism in Eukaryota, Fungi, Ascomycota, Sordariomycetes, Amphisphaeriales, Sporocadaceae. The coding region runs from base 1 to 1233 and encodes 410 amino acids.
AUGGAGGUCGCGAUCAUAGGAGGUGGUCCUGCAGGACUAAGCGCAGCCUUGGAGAUGGCGCAGCUGCCUCAUAUCAAUUGGAAUCUGUACGAGAAGAAGAGCCGAAUCAGCGAGACAGGCGGAGGAAUGUCAUUGCAGACGCACAUAUGGAAGUUGCUCGAGCUCAAUGGCACCGCCAAGCAUAUCCGCCCAACAGAUUACUUUCGGUCUCCCAAUGGCCUGGUCGAGCAAAGGCGCAAUGGGCGCAGCGGCGAAGUUUUGGUCACGAAGUACGAACCAGACAGUGUCCCCCGACAUCAACGAAGCUGCCGAUUAGCUCGCGCUAAGCUCCAAGGUGCCCUUCUAAAGGAGGUUGACCGCAAGCGUGUGCAUGUCGAAAAGCGUCUCAUCGCAAUCGACCACCUCCCGAAUGACCGCAAUCGCAUUCGUCUGACUUUCCAGUGUGGAUAUAUCGCCGACGUCGAUUUACUGGUGGCGGCGGAUGGCUCAAGAUCGCUUGUCCGCACACUGGCCUUCCCGGGCGUCGUGCCCCGCUAUAACGGACAAUGCGUAUACCGCACCAUUGUAAGCAAGGCUGAUGCGGAGAAGAUUGAAGGGAUCCCAUGGGGUCCAGUCUUCUGGAAGAAUGUCAGCGGACUUUAUGUCUUCACUUGCCCUCUUGGGGAUGAUGAUUUUGAGGUGACAGCACGUAUACGCCGCUCUCGAAGCGACAAAGAUACGGUCAGCUGGGGGCAGCCGUUCGACUUGCAUACACUACUACACGAGUUUGACGACUUUUGUCAGCCAGUACGGGACAUUCUGCGUCUUGCUGCCCGAGGCAAAACUCAGGAGUUCGCGCUCUGCCCUCUGCCUCCCCUAGAGCGUCCCAUCUCCCACAAUAUUGCUUUCGUCGGUGACGCAUGCCACGCUCUGCUUGGGAACUUUGGAUGUGGUGUCGGGUUGGCUCUGGAGGAUGUUUACACUUUGGCCAGAACUCUUAAUUGGGCGUGGAAGCGGGAUAGAUCUUUAAGCGAUGCGUUGGGAGCAUUUCACGCUAUCAGGUCUCCACACUUUAAACGCCUCUACAACCUCAUGUCAAAUUUCGCCGACAUCAAAGCUACAAUUCGAGCAGAGUCUUUACCGACGGACCAGGAGAUUUCUGUGCGGGUCCAAAGAAUAUCGGAAGCAUCACAGUCAUGGAUGUGGUAUUAUGAGAUCGAUAAGGCCGUCGAUGAGUUUCUUGAGGCAUACUAG